AAAUUAUUACAAGUGGACAAGUUACAUUACAACUUGAAAUUGAAAAAGAAAUAGUUGUUAAAAGAGAAAUUAAAAAAUCAAGAAUUAAAGGAGAAAUAUUAUUUAAAAGUAUUGAGUUAGAAAAAAAUAGUA
Scutellospora calospora is the source of this 132-nucleotide messenger RNA. The record is from the annotation of a GenBank genome assembly. NCBI's taxonomy places the organism in Eukaryota, Fungi, Glomeromycota, Glomeromycetes, Diversisporales, Gigasporaceae.